AUGUAUACCAUCACAACCAGCGUGGAGAUCGCAGCCCCUCCCGGGGUGUUCCUGGAUUUCGCAGCUUUACCCACUUACUCUCCAUCUGGCUUUAUUCAACACAUCUCUUCUGUCACUGACAAGCCCCCCACGCAUCUCCAAGCCGGGGACCGAUUGAACUGUACAGUCAACUACGGCAAGACGCAUUUCACGCCCAUUGUCAAAGCCAAUACCCCGGCCCUCUUCAGCUGGGUGGGCUCAAUUCCGGGAAUUUUCACCGGCGAACACCGCUUCAGCUUUGAAUCUAUUGACGCAGAUCAGCCUGGCAAACCGUACCGGACGCGCCUCGUCCACGAAGAGCGAUUCACUGGACUGCUCAGUUUUCUCAUGGGUCAAGGAAUGCUAGCCAACGCAGCGGGGUGGAGAGAGAACACCCGCCAGGGGUUCGACACGUUCAACCGAGAUUUCAAAGCUUGGGUGGAGGCCUCCUGGAGAUGA
This is a messenger RNA of Aspergillus niger, 477 nucleotides long. RefSeq lists its product as uncharacterized. The transcript is spliced from 2 exons. NCBI's taxonomy places the organism in Eukaryota, Fungi, Ascomycota, Eurotiomycetes, Eurotiales, Aspergillaceae. The coding region runs from base 1 to 477 and encodes 158 amino acids. The record is from RefSeq and is a predicted model, not a curated record.